This is a messenger RNA of Spodoptera frugiperda (fall armyworm), 1074 nucleotides long. RefSeq names its product gonadal protein gdl (gene gdl). The transcript is spliced from 4 exons. The coding region runs from base 190 to 714 and encodes 174 amino acids. NCBI's taxonomy places the organism in Eukaryota, Metazoa, Arthropoda, Insecta, Lepidoptera, Noctuidae. The record is from RefSeq and is a predicted model, not a curated record.
CUGACAAUGACAAUUGUGUCAAAAUAAGUCAAUGAACUGAUUGUUGUGAAGGGUAAUUUCGUGUUAUUGUGAUUUUUAAUUCCUAUAAUAAAUAGUAAAUUCGAUCAAAUCUGUGGUGUUAAAUAUAAUAGUAUUUCUAUCCUACACAACUUAAUGUGAUUUUUGGUUAGCAAAAGUACUUUUAGAAACAUGGAAGCUAAUGAGCCAACUCCAGAAGCAUUACAGAGGAAAUUAUACUUUUUACUAGAGCAGCUACAGGAUAUGGCCAGAGAGUUACCACCGAAAUAUCAAAUGAGAGUACCAAUUGAGUUACUAUCUGGAUUAGCAAACUGUCUUCUAAACGAUACUGUAUUUGAAAUAGUUAAAGGACUUAUGGAAAUUCAACAUGUAACUGAAAAACAUUUGUUUCAACAAAGACAACAAGUUAUAAAUAAACAUGCAAUGGAAUUACAAAACUUGAUCAACACUACACCGAAUCCAGAGCAACAGGAACUUCAGAAAACAUUAUUAACAUCAAGACACAAGGAAGAGUUAAGACACACAGAUAUGAAAUUAGUUCUUCAAUUAGAUCAAAAAGUGAGUGACCAACAGGUGACUUUGGAAAAAGCCGGAGUGCCAGGCUUCUUUGUCACCAAUAAACCAAUAGAAGUUAAAGUACAGAUGUACCUAUUAGAUUUCAUUCUUAGACUAAGUAAUAUGGAUAUACCACAUUAAUUUAAAAAUAUUGUAACACCUUUUAUCCCCUAAGAGGUAGGCAAAGGCGCACUUUACGGCAUGUAAUGUCAUUGUACAAUGUACACCCACAUUUCAAAUAAAACAAUUUGUUAAUGUAGACUCCUACUACUUUAACAUAUAUGGUGAAAAGUGGGCCUAUCGUCAUAAAACGGGCACAAUUCCAGAGUCUAACAACCGUAAACAACCCAGUCGUAAUUUGACCGGCCCCGGAUCGAACCUGAGACCCUUUGCCCGCCAGUCGCGCUUGCAACCACUCGACUAAAGAUGUACGACGCAUUGUUUUCAUAUUAAUCAUUGUUAAUAUUUUUAUGUUAUUAUAAUAAAAGUAAAUGAAAAGCC